Drosophila mojavensis is the source of this 1159-nucleotide messenger RNA. Its product is annotated as acyl-CoA-binding protein-like. The transcript has 3 exons. Lineage: Eukaryota; Metazoa; Arthropoda; Insecta; Diptera; Drosophilidae. Gene Ontology annotation, molecular function: fatty-acyl-CoA binding. The coding region runs from base 89 to 394 and encodes 101 amino acids. Gene Ontology annotation, biological process: fatty acid metabolic process. The record is from RefSeq and is a predicted model, not a curated record.
GUCUGUUAAUUAACAGUGGUUCUCUCUCGUGUCAACUAUCGCGGUCGUCUAGAGAUGGACAUUAGUAUAGUUAAUUAUUUAGAUAAUCAUGUCGGAACUACAGGAAUUCAACCAAGCUGCCGAGGAUGUCAAGAACUUGAGCAGCACACCGGCUGAUAGCGAUUUACUCGAAUUGUACGGCCUUUACAAGCAGGCCAAUGUGGGCGAUUGCAAUACAGAAAAACCUGGUUUCCUCGACUUCAAGGGCAAGUCCAAAUGGGAGGCCUGGAACAAGUUGAAAGGCACCAGCCAAGCCGACGCAAACGCAUCGUCACCAUCCCGUUUUCCCGACGAUACUCCACGUUGGAGCCGUGCAGCGCAAUCUCCCGCAGCUUCAGGUGACAGCGCACGCUGAACGAGCAGACGACAUUAUUGAUCACAAUAUCCAGCUCGGAUGGUGGAUUCGCAUUGGCAGUGGUGGUGUUGACGGUGGUGUUGGCGAUGGUGUUGGGAGUGGUGGUGUCGAUGGUGUUGGUAGUAGUAGUGUUGGUAGUGGUGGUGUCGAUGGUAUUGGUAGUGUUGGUGGUGUUGGUGACAACGGUGGGUGUAGUAGUGGUGGCGUUGUCGAUGGCUGUCUCAGCCACAGUUUCCACUUUGUCCUCAACUGUUGCAGUUGGCGGCUUUGUGGUUUCGGCUUCUUCAUUCACAGACAUUUUUUUACAAAAUUAUUUUUGCUUAGCUUAGUAACAGUUACUAGUCGUAGUUUGAUUUUUACAAUGAUGUAUGCUCAAGGGACAUGGAUAUUCAUCUCUCGCCUGGCCUACUUAGCAUCGACAAAAUCCAUUAGAAGUUACCCAGGGCACACUUUCUUCUGCUACGAAAGGUGAACAGGAGAAAGUAGCAGAGGUGAAGUUGGCAGAAACCAGAGGUGAAGUUGAGUUCACAAUGGAAUAGAGAUUAAUAGAGCAAAUGUGUAAAGACAGAGAAGAUUGGCAUUUCAAUCUCUUAAAUUAGCAAAUAUGUAAUUGAUUAUUAUUAUCAUUUUUAUAAUCAAGAAUGUAUACUUAAAUCAAAUCGUAUACUCUACUCAUUACAUGGUAUCACAAGUUGCAAAGUAAAUAUUGAAAUAGAGCACUCAGAGGUCAAGGAAAUGACUCACUCACUCAUUAGUUUAAAAUUA